This is a messenger RNA of Physcomitrium patens, 719 nucleotides long. RefSeq names its product large ribosomal subunit protein uL23. The record is from RefSeq and is a predicted model, not a curated record. Gene Ontology annotation, biological process: translation. Gene Ontology annotation, cellular component: ribosome. Lineage: Eukaryota; Viridiplantae; Streptophyta; Bryopsida; Funariales; Funariaceae. Gene Ontology annotation, molecular function: rRNA binding; structural constituent of ribosome.
ACCCCUAACUCUGCUUCGAGGGCAUUUGAUUUUGCUCCGAGGCUGCUCCAUCGAGCUCCCCUCAUUGUUGUCUCCGACUCCAGCUAUGGCUCCUCCUUUGAAGGUUGCCAACCCGCAGGCGACGAAGGCAUCGAAGGCUGCGAAAGCGCUCAAGACUACCACCAAGCCGGUGAAGAAGCUAUGGAGGAAGGUGCGCACCUCUGUUACGUUCCAUCGUCCCAAGACCCUCAAGCGCGCCAGAGCGCCCAAGUACCCUCGCCUUAGCGCACCCAACCGUAACAAGCUCGACCACUACGAGGUGCUCAAGUACCCACUCACCACGGAGUCCGCGAUGAAGAAGAUUGAGGACAACAACACUUUGGUUUUCAUCGUGGAUGUGCGCGCCGACAAGAAGAAGAUCAAAGAGGCCGUCAAGAAGAUGUACGACAUUCAGACCAAGAAGGUCAAUACUUUGAUCAGGCCUGAUGGAGCCAAGAAGGCUUACGUGAGACUGACAGCAGAUUAUGAUGCGCUUGAUGUGGCCAACAAGAUCGGUAUCAUAUAAAUUUUCUGUUCAAUUUUGUAAUCAUCUUAAUCUAAAGGCUUCGUUCCAUUUCCGGCUUAGUGACGUCUUUUCUUCCCCUCACUUUCUUUUUUGAUAAGCUCAGUUAUUGGUUUCCGAAAGAUUUGAAACCUGUAUUCCUGCAAGGUUUGCAAAUGAAAAAUGCGAGUUACUCAGA